GGGCUCGUGCACUGGAUGAUUCAGCAGCAGCUUGCGGCCCGCGGACACGCCACACAACCGGGCUUCAAAACCGGGCUGAAGCGGGCCAAAGCGAGCAGUACCGGGGUGAUAACGGUGUGUAUUGGGAAGACGCACGCCUUGCUCACUGCUUCACCUCACGGGAGCCACAAAAAUACGUGAAAUAACGAGUUUUUUAGCCGUAAACCGGACUGAAACAAGGAGAAACCGCAGCGAGAGCCGAGCAGCGCCGGAGAAAGCCGAAGAUACCCGAAGUCCUCCGAGCGCCCUCCCGUCUCCUCUGCGGACCUUCUCUUUGGAUUUUAACAUCUUUGAACGCUCUGGAAUGACAUUUUAACACGGCAGACACCUGGAUACGUGCCGUAACUUUAUUAUAGUAAAAGAAAACUGGAUAAAAAUGCUUGAAAAACGACGUAUUUCCGUGGUUAGUUUCGGAUGCUGCUGCUGUUGCUAGCACUUGGCAGAUUCUCUCCAUCGCGGCCUCCAUGUUGAGGAGGGCGGGGCCUGAUGUCUGCCCCGCCUCCCGCCGCCAUGCCGACCGCCGUCAUGACGACCGCGCCAGUGUCUAGGCUGCCGAAGUUCACCGCAUCCUCGACGCGGCUAACGAAACCGGCGCUAACUCCCAAAAACUCAUCCAAUAAUACAUCUGCUCCUACUGCUGCUGCUAAUGCUAAUGCUAAUGCUAACGCCGACAUGGGUCAAGCUGCCUCUGUAAACAAUGGACAUUCUGUUAGCUCCACGACUAGCCGCCUUAGCAAUGGAUUCUACCACCAUUCGGUAAUAACUUCAGGAGUUAAAACCAGUUUGGUCAACGGUAACGGCAAACAAAAUGGUUUCAUACGAACGCCGACCAACUUUACCGCAAAAUGGCGUAAGGAAAACGUGGAAGACGCGACUGCCGACUUCGAAUACAAGUCAGGGAAGAACGCUAACUGUAAGAAAUCUCCGAAUAAUUUCACUGGAAAGACUCGAGUUUUGACUCCAAAUGCAGUUUCAACCCCAAAAGUUAUUCCCAAAUCAGGAAACGCAAAAGUUACUCAGAAGUCGACGCUGAAUUGUUUGGCAAAAAAGCAAAAUGGUAGUAGUUUGCCCAAAUCCCGAAGCGCAUCGCCGCUGGAGGUUAAGAAACAGGUCGCAGGAAGGUCCCAUUCCAGUGACAGCAUUGGAGCGGCGCAAAACGGUACGCUAACGACAAGAGAUAAGAUAAGAUCGAGAAGUUUAACACAAGUGCAGAGACAGCCAUCACCCACCGGUACGAAUCCGGUGGGGAAAAGCAGAGCGUAUUCAACAAACAGGGCGGAGAGGAAAACAGGAAGUGCAACAGCGUCAAUGCUGCCGACGGCGAUGGUAAAGAAGCCGCUGGUGCCGAGACAAAAUGGAGGAGGGACUUUCAAAAUAAGAGCGGGGAUUUUCAAAGAGCCAGGACCGAUCCGAGUGAAGAAUGAACCAAAAAGGAAUCAGAGGAGGAAUUCUGUGGAGACGCCAUCGGAUCCAGGCAGCUCUCCAGAGGCUCCGGACUCCAGGGGCCCCUCGUCGGAGCAUGGAUCCCAGAAUGAGGUGUCGAUGCUGGGGGAGACUCUGGAGGACAUGUCCCUGUCCUCCACCUCAUCUCUGGAUCAUCACGAUGCCAGCCAAGAGUACAUGGACGACUUUGACAACCUGGGUAACGGCGGUGUGGGGAUGCUCCUGACCUCCUGCGCUCAGAACGACGACGAGGACUCGGGUCUGGACCGAUCCCGUUUCCACGACGACGAGGAGAGGGUGGGUGUCAACGGGGUCUCCACGGCGACGGAGCUGUGUUUCCUCGACGACGGGCUGGACUGGAAUCACAUCCGACUUGCAGGAGACAGAGACCACCCCCUGAGGAGACUCUCUCGGAGGAGGAGGUCCAGCCAACCAGACUACAACAGCCAGUGCGGUUCUUCUCUGGACCUCUCUCCGUCCGACAGCUGUGGCUCUGGGGGCACGUUUCUCUGGGACGAGGAGGUGGAGCCACUAGGGGGCACUGUCCCGAUCCCGGCUCAGCCCCCGGUCCAGGCCUCGGUCCAGGUCUCAGCCCGGAUUAACUCUGGACUCCAAAACGGGUUCCAUCAAAACCAGGUCGAGACCAAACCAGGCCAAGACCUGACUGACUCGCUCCAUGUGGGGAGUCUGCACUCGGACAUCAGUAGCAUCGAUGUUUUAAACGACCUGGAGUCAUGUGACCUGGAUGACGAUGACCUGAUGUUGGACGUGGACUUCCCUGAGGAGCACUCCCUCACCAGCGAUGGUGGGUCUCACAUGGCCGAGUGGAGGAGGAGGCAGCUGUGUUGGGGAACGACAGACAGCGAGUUUCACACAGACAAAGUGAGUGUGGAGCAGCAGAGCAAGAGGAAAGACUCUGAGCUGAGCUUGGACCUGUGCCUCACCAGUCUGAAGAAACCCAGUUUGGGUGUGGAUGUGGAAGAGCUGGUGGAGGACUGCUCUGCUGUCAGAUCUCAACUGGAAUAUCUACAGAAACUACUCCUACAGGAGGACGAUGCAGAUGAAGACACUCUGACCACAGACACUCUGAGUCCAGAGACAGACUCCUCCUCAGAUGGGACAGAGACCCAGGUGGAGGUGCUGCUACAGGAAGUGCUUCAGCUCCGAGAGGAAGUGAGAAGUCGAGACCAAACCAUCGCUCAACUCUCACAACAACUGAGCGCAGUAGCAGAAGUGUCCAGCAGAUGUCGCUGUCAGAACGUGGACACGGCAGAGGUUCAGACUCAGACCAGAGAGAAAGAGACAGAGAGCACCGGGUCACAGACGCCGUGGAACACGGCUCCUCCUCCUCUCCUCUUCCUCUCUCCUCCCUGGCAGUACCAGAGAUCCAGCCCCUUUAGACCAAGAACUAAACCAGGACUAAACCAGGAGUACGCCCACAAACCCUGCGAUACUUCAGCCCGAUCAGAGCCGCCAGGACCCACUGAUCAACAACAGCUCCGUCCAAUCAGGAAGCCCCUCUGAUGCCCCGCCCUCUCCACUGCCCAGCCCCUCUCACACCGCCACCGCCGCAGCAGAGGAACAUGGGAAACGCAGUCCGCUUCCCUCCAAGCUUCGCCUCUUCAUGUUCUCUGGUUCCUCCCACUUCAAACCCGCUUCCUCCUUAAGCCCCGCCUCCAAGCGCAAACCCGCCCAAUCUCCAGGAAGUAGAGUCAAGUCGAGCCCCGCCCCUUCCUGUCCGUCGCCGUCGUUUUCCCGUCUUCCCAAACCAAAGACUCACUGAGAGCGCGAACCCAAUGCAAUCCAAUGGUAAACGGACUGCGGAGCUAACGACGCUAAAGCUAAUGCAGUUUAUUUCAGCUAAAACUAUGUGCAAUGACUUCUGGGAAAUGUAGGCAAACACUGACAGGAAGUGGAGUCUGUUUUAUGGUUUGGUUUUAAAACUGUACCAGAAGCAAACUAGGACUAAACCAGGACUGAACCAAGACUAAACAAAAAUCGAAACCAGGACUGAAUCAGGACUAACUCUGGGCUAAAUAAGGUCUAGAUGAACUAGACUUAACCAGAACUAAGUCAGGAGUUGACCAAGAUCAAAAAUCAAUCAGGACUACACAGGAAUUCACUUGGUCUAAACCCAGACCAAUAACCCCUCAACCAGAACUAAACCAGGACUCAACUAGGUCUAAAAACAGACUAAACUAAGCCUGAUCUAUAACUAAAUCAGGACUAAACCAGGACUGAACCCAGACUAAACUAGGCCUUAACUAGAACUAAACCAGGACUUAACUAGGUCUAAGCCAAGUAUAACCCAAGUUUAAAACUUAACCCCCAAAUGGGGGUUAAGGCCCGUCAACCAACUAAACCAGGACUUACCCAGGUCCAAACCAGGACUUCACCAGGUCUAAACCCGGACUUAGGUAGGUCUAAACCAGAACUUAACUAGGUCUAAACCAGAACUUAACUAGGUCCAAACCAGGACUUAACUAGGUCCAAACCAGGACUUAACCAGGUCCAAACCAAGACUUAACCAGGUCCAAACCAGGACCAGCACCUUGUCCUGGUCUGUACUACUGCACUACAAAGUCACUACAAACAAUUUCUGAAAAAAAGCGUGCCAUUUUAAAUCUAUAAAGUUUUUCUUACAAAUUUGUUUUAAAAAGUUUGAAUGAAAAACAAAAUAUAUGAAAUUUAAAGCUGAUUCUGUCUAAUUUGUUAAAACUUUGAGCUGAAAUAAUUUUAAUUAAGACAAAGGAGCAGAAGAUUAAACGUAAGAAUCACAUUUUAACAGGUUUGGAUAAUGGGAAAUGUUUAGGUGUGACAUGAAAAACUUUAGAAAAUGUUCAUAAUUAUUUCAAAAAUAAUAUGAAUACAACACACUACAAAACACUAUUAUGAAUUACACAA
Molecule: messenger RNA, 4386 nt
Organism: Periophthalmus magnuspinnatus
Lineage: Eukaryota; Metazoa; Chordata; Actinopteri; Gobiiformes; Gobiidae
Product: serine-rich coiled-coil domain-containing protein 2-like
Exons: 15
Coding region: 526-3006 (826 amino acids)
Biological process (GO): microtubule bundle formation
Cellular component (GO): microtubule cytoskeleton
Molecular function (GO): microtubule binding
Source: RefSeq, a predicted model, not a curated record